AUGAUAGCUCAUAGCGCGAACUCUUUAUCGGAGCUUCGAUCGCGGGGGCGACGCGCCGAGAUUAGUCAUCGACAGCUUGUCCCUCUUACGUCGACGGUCCCGCUUUCUCGACUGUUCUUCUCCCUUGCCUCUCUCUUUACAUCAACCUCCCUGUUGUACAGCUUUAAUAUCCUCUCUGCGUCGUUGUGGAUUCUCCUGCUCGUAUUGCUUGUCGAGUUUGAUACCUGAGCGUCUGAAGACGACACCGCAGCUCGACCCCCGAAGAAGAUUAUGACCGACGUCACCAUGCAAGUCGACAACCCACAGGCGGCUGUGGAAGCGCUCAAGCAUGGCGAGAUUGACGAGUCCCUGUACAGCAGACAACUGUAUGUGCUCGGCCACGAGGCUAUGAAGCGCAUGGGCUCUUCAAACGUUCUCGUAGUGGGUUUGAAGGGUCUUGGUGUUGAGAUUGCCAAGAACAUUGCCCUCGCCGGUGUCAAGUCUCUCACCCUGCACGACCCCGCUCCCGUUGCUAUCUCCGACCUUUCCUCCCAAUUUUUCCUCCGGCCUGAAGAUGUCGGCAAGCCCCGUGCCGAAGUUACUGCCCCUCGAGUCGCUGAACUCAACUCUUAUGUUCCGGUCACAAUUCACCAGGGCGGAAGCCUCGUGGCUGAUCUAGAGCAGCUCAAGCGCUACCAGGCAAUCGUUCUCACCCAGACGCCCUUGAAGGAGCAAUUGGUGAUCGCGGACUUCUGCCAUCAGAAUGGCAUUUACUUGACUAUUACAGAUACUUUUGGUCUUUUCGGGUACUUGUUCAACGAUUUUGGCAAAGAUUUCGUCGUUGGGGAUUACUCUGGUGAAGAGCCUGUCAGUGGAAUCGUCGCAGGUAUUGAUGAGGAUGGACUGGUGUCUGCGCUGGACGAGACCCGUCACGGACUGGAAGAUGGAGACUAUGUGACUUUCAGCGAAGUCAAGGGUAUGGAAGGCUUGAAUGCUGGUGACCCCCGCAAGGUUACCGUCAAGGGCCCCUACACUUUCAGCAUCGGUGAUGUCACCGGCCUCGGGACUUAUGAGGGUGGCGGUCUCUUCACUCAGGUGAAGAUGCCGAAGAUUGUUGACUUCCAGCCCUUGUCGGAGCAGAUCAAGAACCCAGAGCACCUGAUCUCGGACUACGCCAAAUUUGACCGACCUCAGCAGUUACACAUUGGUGUCCAGGCUUUGCACAAGUUUGCGGAGACUCACGACCGUCAGAUGCCACGGCCGCACAAUGACAGUGACGCUCAGGAUGUAUUGAAGAUCGCUACCGAGCUCGCCGCGGCGGAAGAAGAGAAGGUUGAGCUGGAUGAGAAAAUUAUCAAGGAGCUUAGUUACCAGGCUCGUGUCCUGAAGGCCGUUUCUGGAAAGUUCAACCCCGUCAAGCAGUGGAUGUAUUUCGAUUCUUUGGAGUCUCUUCCUUCUUCAACUACUCGUUCCGAGGAGAGCUGCAAGCCUAUUGGCAGCCGUUAUGAUGGCCAGAUCGCGGUCUUUGGUAAGGAGUAUCAGGAGAAGCUCUCCAAUGUGCGGCAGUUCCUGGUCGGUGCUGGUGCUAUUGGAUGUAAGAUCUAUGUCACCGACAUGGACCAGAUCGAGAAGAGCAACCUGAACCGUCAGUUCCUCUUCCGCUCCAAAGACGUCGGUCGCCUCAAGAGUGAAUGUGCUUCUGCUGCGGUCCAAGUCAUGAACCCUGAGCUCAAUGAUCAUAUUGUCACUCUCCGUGACCGUGUUGGAAACGAUACCGAGCACAUCUUCAACGAGGAGUUCUGGAACGGACUGGACGGGGUGACCAAUGCUCUGGAUAAUGUUGAUGCCCGUACCUAUGUGGACCGCCGCUGUGUCUUCUUCCGCAAGCCCCUCCUCGAAAGUGGUACUCUCGGAACCAAGGGUAACACCCAGGUCAUCCUGCCCUUCAUCACCGAGUCUUAUUCCAGCUCUCAGGACCCUCCGGAAAAAUCUUUCCCGAUGUGCACCCUGAAGAGUUUCCCCAACCGCAUCGAGCAUACCAUUGCCUGGGCUCGCGAUCUUUUCCAGACUUUCUUUGUUGGCCCGCCUGAGUCCGUCAACAUGUAUCUCUCGCAGGCCGACUACAUUGACCAGACACUCAAGCAGGCGGGUAAUGAGAAACAGACCUUGGAGCAUCUUCGUGACUUCUUGGUGACUGACAAGCCUCUGACCUUCGAUGACUGCAUUGUCUGGGCCCGUCAGCAGUUCGAGUCCCAGUACAACAAUGCAAUCCAGCAGCUUCUCUACAACUUCCCCAAGGACUCCAAGACCUCUUCUGGCCAGCCAUUCUGGUCCGGUCCCAAGCGUGCCCCGACUCCUCUGAAGUUUGACAGCUCGAACCCUACUCACCUUGGUUUCGUGAUUGCUGGUGCCAACCUUCACGCUUUCAACUAUGGCAUCAAGAACCCCGGUGUGGACAAGAGCUACUACAGCAAAGUCGUUGAUGAUAUGAUCAUCCCCGAAUUUACCCCAAGCUCCAAUGUUAAGAUUCAGGCCAAUGAGAAUGACCCCGACCCCAACGCCCAGCCCGCCGGCGGUUCCAACGACAGUGAUGAGAUUCAAAAGCUGGUAGAGACUCUGCCGUCGCCCAAGUCGCUUGCCGGUUUCCGUCUCCAGCCCGUCGAAUUUGAGAAGGAUGACGAUACCAACCACCAUAUCGACUUUAUCACCGCGGCUAGCAACCUCCGUGCUGAUAAUUACGACAUUCCCCAGGCAGAUCGUCACAAGACCAAGUUCAUUGCUGGAAAGAUCAUUCCCGCCAUCGCCACCACCACUGCCCUUGUUACUGGUCUGGUGGCUUUGGAGCUGUUCAAGAUUGUGGAUGGUAAGGACGACAUCGAGCAGUACAAAAACGGAUUUAUCAACCUUGCACUUCCAUUCUUUGGCUUCAGUGAGCCCAUCGCUAGCCCCAAGGGCAAGUACCAGGGCAAGUCGGGUGAGGUUACUAUUGACCAACUGUGGGACCGCUUCGAGCUGCCAGACAUUACUCUUCAAGAGUUCAUUCAAGACUUUGCCGAUAAGGGCUUGGAUAUCACUAUGGUUAGCUCUGGUGUGAGCUUGCUGUGGGCCAGCUUCUAUCCUCCUAGCAAGGUUAAGGACCGCCUUCCUUUGACAAUGAGCAAGCUUGUUGAGCACGUCAGCAAGAAGCCGAUUCCCGAUCACCAAAAGAACAUCAUCUUCGAAGUCACUGCGGAAGAUCAAACCGAGGAAGAUGUUGAGAAUAUCGUUAGGAAUGCUUUGUCAAAGCUGACCGAAGUGGGGCAGCAGCUCGGUGACUUGUCUGCUGAUGUUCCGAUCCCUUCUUCGCUCAUCAGCGUUGCUCCAUCAUUCGCGUCUACUUCUUCGUACAGAAUUCUUAACUUCCCCACGGUGCUUCUCCGCACCACUUCGAACUAUGGCUGUAAGGAAUCUACCCCUCACCACCAAAUUGAUCUCGUUCUGAUAGUCUCGCAGACUGGAAACAAGGAUAAGAUCACCGACUGGGUGAAUCCCAAUGACAAGUCGGGAGAGUUCAAGCGGCAGCAGUCUGUGUUCCGCAAUUUCAUCUCUCGCGAGCCUGGCGCCCAGUUCCCGCCGGAGAAGGGCCGCUAUCACCUCUACGUCUCCUAUGCUUGUCCGUGGGCUCACCGUACCCUGAUCACCCGCAAGCUCAAGGGUCUGGAAGACAUUAUCUCCUUCUCCUCUGUGCACUGGCAUCUCGGUGAAAAGGGAUGGCGCUUCCCCACUGCAGAUGAGAAACUCCCAGGAGAAAACACCGUCCCAGACCCCCUGCACCCCGACUUCACCCACCUGCGCGACAUCUACUUCUCCAAUGACCCGGACUACACCGGCCGCUUCACAGUCCCAGUCCUCUUCGACAAAAAGACAAACCUGAUUGUCAGCAACGAGAGCGCCGAAAUCAUCCGCAUGCUCUACUACGAGUUCGACAACCUCUUGCCCUCCGAAUUCAAGUCCGUCGACCUGUACCCCCAGAAACUACGCAGCCAAAUCGACACCUCCAACGAAUGGAUCUACAACGACGUGAACAACGGUGUCUACAAAUCUGGCUUCGCCACCACGCAAGAGGCUUAUGAGAAAGCCGUCACAACCCUCUUCUCCUCCCUGGACAGAAUCGAAACCCACCUGUCCAAGCAAUCCUCACCCUACUUUUUUGGCGACAGCGUCACCGAGGCCGAUAUCCGUCUGUUCACGACGAUCAUCCGCUUCGAUCCCGUCUACGUGCAGCACUUCAAGUGCAACCUGAGGGAUAUUCGCUCUGGAUACCCGGCUAUUCACAAGUGGGUCAGAGGUCUCUAUUGGGAUUCUCCGGCGUUUGGGGAGACGACGGACUUUGAGCAUAUCAAGAAACAUUAUACAAAGAGUCAUAAGCAGAUUAACGCGUUUGCAAUUACGCCUUUGGGUCCGCUACCGGAUAUUUUGCCCAAGGAUGAGGAAGUUCGAUCUGCCCAGGUCGCUAAAGUUUGA
Molecule: messenger RNA, 4482 nt
Organism: Penicillium maclennaniae
Lineage: Eukaryota; Fungi; Ascomycota; Eurotiomycetes; Eurotiales; Aspergillaceae
Gene: ubaA
Product: E1 ubiquitin-activating protein ubaA
Exons: 13
Coding region: 271-4482 (1403 amino acids)
Biological process (GO): protein modification process
Cellular component (GO): cytoplasm
Molecular function (GO): ubiquitin-like modifier activating enzyme activity; glutathione transferase activity
Source: RefSeq, a predicted model, not a curated record